CUACUAUCCUUGUUUCCAAACAAAAUUAAUUUUUUUAAAAGACUACAAUUCAUGUUUCCAAACACUCCAAAUUUUUUUAAUAAUCCUAUUCAAGUCUCCAAACACUCCAAUUUUGUACUUGAGUUUUAAUAAGAUAAAUAUAUAUAUAUAUAUCUACUAUUUCUUAAAACAAAUUAAUAGUGGUAACUUAUCUUUUAAAAUAAACACAUCAACCAUCUUAAGAAAGUAACAUAAUAAAUCAACCCAAAUGUUGGAAAGUUUCACCUAAUUCUGGUUAUAAAUCCUCUCUUCCUCACGGCAUCUUCCAACAGCCCAAACCGCACAACAUUAUUCAUUCUGUCUCCUAAAACAACAACCAAUGGGAGAAGCGGCGGAGCAAGCAAGUGGUUUCCACGUAACCACCACUAGGAAGCAGCUCAUCACGGCGGCUCUUCCUCUCCAGGACCACUGGCUCCCUCUCUCAAACCUCGACCUCCUCCUUCCACCUCUCAACGUCAGCGUUUGCUUCUGCUACAAGAAACCAUGUAACAUCACUAUUUCAGUGGCUCAUAAAACCCUCAAGACGGCACUGGCCGAGACUCUCGUCUCCUACUACGCUUUUGCCGGCGAGAUAGUCACCAAUCCAACCGGAGAACCGGAGAUUCUAUGCAACAACCGCGGUGUAGAUUAUGUGGAGGCCGGUGCUGACGUGGACCUCCGAGAGCUUAACCUCUAUGAUCCUGAUGAAAGUAUUGCCAGGCUUGUUCCCAUCAAGAAACAUGGAGUCAUAGCGAUUCAGGUAACUCAACUGAAAUGUGGGAGCAUAGUUGUGGGCUGCACAUUUGAUCACCGUGUAGCGGAUGCGUAUUCCAUGAACAUGUUCCUUAUAUCAUGGGCCGAGAUCUCUCGAUCCGACGUACCAAUCUCUUGUGUACCAUCGUUUCGAAGAUCUCUACUAAACCCUAGACGACCCUUGAUCAUUGAUUCAUCUAUAGACCAGAUGUAUAUGCCUGUCACGUCCUUGCCCCCUCCGCAAGAAACCACCGAUCCGGACAGUAUCCUCGCGAGCCGUCUCUAUUACAUCAAAGCGGAUGCCUUAGACGAGCUUCAAACCCUAGCUAGUGGAUCAAAGACUACACUCAUCAAAAGGACGAAACUUGAAGCGUUCAGCGCGUUUCUGUGGAAACUCGUGGCGAAACACGCGGCAAAAGAUCCAGUUCCGACCAAGAACUCGAAACUAGGGAUCGUUGUUGACGGAAGGAGGAGACUUAUGACGCAAGAAAACAAUACUUACUUCGGAAACGUUCUCUCAAUCCCAUUUGGUGGGCAAAAGAUUGAUGACUUGGUCAACAAGUCAUUAUCUUGGGUUACAGAUGAGGUUCACAACUUCUUGGAGAGUUCAGUGACCAAAGAGCAUUUCUUGAACUUGAUCGAUUGGGUUGAGACUCGCCGACCAAUACCUGCGGUUUCAAGAAUCUACAGUACCGGGUCCGACGACGGACCGGCCUUUGUGGUUUCUUCCGGGAGAGGAUUUCCGGUGAACCAAGUGGAUUUCGGGUGGGGCUCGCCGGUGUUCGGAUCAUAUCAUUUCCCAUGGGGCGGUAAUGCUGGAUAUGUGAUGCCUAUGCCGAGCUCGGUGGACGACAAAGACUGGAUGGUUUACUUGCACCUUACGAAAGGACAGUUGGAGUUUAUUGAGAAAGAGGCAUCUCACGUGCUUAAACCCGUUGACAAUACUUACCUCAAGAUCUAAAACCCUAAUAUGUUGGUUAAUGCAACAACAGUUAUGGGUCAUUUGUGUUAUUUUUUUUUUUAACCAUGGGUCAUUUGUGUUAUAUGUGUGAUUAUGUUUGUCUUGCGUCUUUGUAUUUGAAUUAUUGUAUUUUUUGUCAGCUAUUUCAAUUAUUGUAUAUGUUAUAUGGCGUUGCAACCGUAUAAUAUAUAAACUACUAUCUGUCAAGAUGUGCCUCUAACCACAUCCCUCUGAUUUAUUGUUCAAUUACUUUGAUGAUUUAUGUUACUCAAUUUCAGUUACUUUUUUUUUUGUCAACAACAUAAAGGAUAGAGACAAACCAACACUACUACACUUGCAUGGCCAACUAUAUUUAAUUUUUGUUUGUAUACUAUAUGUAAUUGUACUGACAAAUCCUCUUAUUCAAUAUAUGGCAAUCACCUUCGUGCAAUAUGUCAUUAUACCUUAACUAUACGCAUUUGGUGUCAUUAGAAUGAUUCCGUGCAAUACCAAAACUCGUCUAGCCACCAACGCCAAAAAACAAACUCUUAUAUAUUAGAUGUUCAAUUUAAUUUUAUCUUCAAUUUUUUUUCUCUCAAAAAUUGAUAUAAAAAGCUCAUGUCACAAAUUCGUCACAUGUACAUCAUAGAUUUUCAUCGUCUAUUUGUGGCUUACAAUAUAUAUUAUUAUUGGAAAAUUAGUUGCAGUUUACAGAUAAAAAUAAUUCUUUUUGUUGAGUAUUAAUGUUGAAUUUUAAAAGAAGGCUUAUCUGUAAAUAAUAUAAUGUACUAUCUAAUAAUUUAAUACUGAAAAAGUUUUUUUUGUGUGUGUGUGAUGUAAGUUGAUAUGUAGUAUUGACUGAAUAUUACUAGCUAACUGGAGCUUCGUUCUUGUGCGGUUGUACCAUUUAGGGUUUAGUCAAGACUACUCUAAUUGUUCUUGGUAACACUGAAAGCUAUUUACAGCUUUAAUUAUCCACUAAUUGGUUGUACAUUUUCCUAGUGGUUGUUGUAUUUAACCCACACAAAAAAUCAUUAAGCAGAUUUAGCUAUUAAACCUAAACCUACCUCCACAAAAUCAUAUCUUUUUACUAAAAUAUUGCAUACUAAUGUUUUAAAAGGUGAAUCGAUUACUAAUCACUUUGGUAUACUAUACCUAUGUAAAGAAGUGUGACUAAGAUUUUUUAAUGUUGGUUGGGAAAGAUUAGAAAUAUAUGUAGUUUUCGAAAAUAUAGUCAAACUAGUGUCAUAACAAGUUGAUGCUCUUUUUUAUAUUGCCAACCAACUAAUUUCCUUUCUAACAUUUUUUAUUUCACGACUGAUAGUUAUGUUACGUACUUCAGUUCUGAUACUAAGUUCUUUUUAUUAUCAUUAAUAUAAAAUUCGCACAUGAAACAAAAAAAUUGGAUACAUCAUAGCUUGAUUUUACUUGUAGAAUGUUUAUCUGGUAAAACCACCUAUCAGUAAGAUGUUACACAGUUUAUUCUCAAAAUUCGGUUCAACUUUUGACAAGCUAUCUUGUAAAAAUAAUUAAUUGCAAAUUACUACUCCAGAAAAGAUAGUCUUAGAUUUUAGUUCUCGAGGCAAAGCAAGGUGAGAAAAGAAUCAGAAACCUAGACAUUUGAAAUAUCCCCCAAAUAUGCAAUUUUUUUUUCUUGAACAAACCCAAAUAUGCAAAAUAUAGCCCACUACUGCAUAGAAUGUUGAUUACAAAAGGAAAAAAAACAUUAUAAGUGAGGGGUUCUCUUUAAAAAAAAUCUAAUGUUUUAAAAGGUGAAUCGACCACUAAUCAAGGUUCUAUGCAUAGAACACUAAUCCAAAAACAUUCUAAUGUUUUAAAAGGUGAAUCGAUCACUAAUCCAAAAGCACAAACGGAAGAAGUUAUCUGCGGAAGAACUACUAAAACUUCGCGAAACCAUCACAAGGGUUUAUGUACAAAGAACGGGUAAAACUAUUUGGGUUGUAUCCGAAAUAUAUCCGACUGCAUAGAAUGUUGAUUACAAAAGCGACACCACUGCCCCACAUCUCACUCUUUCUGGUCCCAAGCUGAGUCUCAAACACACUCAUGGAACUGGAAAUGUGUGCUCCGACUUCGAACUCUAGCUGCUCAAUUCUUACGGUGUGAUGUUGGAGAUGGAAGAGUAGCAUCUUUUUGGCAUGAUUCCUGGUUUCCUAUGGGCCCUCUCAUCCAGUCAAUUGGCGAGGAUGGCCCUCGUAGAUUAAGAAUCCCUGCACACUCAACUGUCAGAGAGGCGUGUAACACUGCAGGAUGGACUUUGCCUUCUCCACGAUCAGAUUCAGAGAUAACACUUCAUGCUUACCUCACCACCAUUGAUAACCCCUUCCACUCGGUAAUAGAGGAUCGCUACUCUUGGGUUACUGCUGGCUGCAGGGGAAGCUAUUCUUCGAGCAAAACUUGGGACAUACUUAGACCUCGACGGCCUAUACAACCCUGGUCUAAGAUCAUCUGGUUCAAGGGAUCAGUUCCGAAGCACGCUUUCAAUAUGUGGGUUUCUCAUCUGGACAGACUGCCUACUAGACAAAGACUUGCUGAUUGGGGAAUGAACAUCCUUAAUGUUUGCUGCAUCUGCUCUUCAUUGCCUGAGACAAGAGAUCACUUACUCCUCUCCUGCAACUUUGCAGUUCAAAUCUGGAUUCAGGUAUUCAUAAGGGUGGGAUCUCCUCCUACACUGCUGUUCCAGUGGUCAGACUUAAUCAACUGGCUGCAGGAACCUCAAUCGCGAGAGACAAAAGUGCUCCGUCUCUUAGCCUCUCAAGCUGUGGUGUAUUGUAUUUGGAAGCAGCGUAACAACCUUCUCCAUAACAAUACAAUCAUCCCUGCCUCCACUGUCUUCAAAGAGAUAAACAGAACAAUCAUCAACACGAUUCUUGCUAGGAAAGGACGGCGUCGUUUUCAUAACCUCUUGCAACACUGGCUGAUCUAAGCUUGUCGUUGGUCUGCUGCUUAACUGCUUAGUCUAAUGCUUUCUUGUUUUUACUUUUUUUGCCAAGAAACCAUUUGUAUAGGAUGCAAUCUGUAACCUUUCACUUUCAUUUAUGAAAUAUUAACAUAUUUAGCAAAAAAAAUGAGUUAAUUUUGAAUAUUUUUUUUUUUUUUUUUUUUUUUUUUUUUUUUUUUUGAUAAGUAUGUGAAUUUUCAUUAAUCAAAAUGACACAAGGAGAUACAAGGUUUUGAUGAAUCAAAUCCUAGAUAUCUAAGAGGCUAAUCAAAGCUUUGAUGCUGUAGAGAGCCACAAAAAAAGGUAAAAAAGACUCUCUAGAACAAUGAAGGUUUAGCCACAAUCUCUAGAUAUAUGACUAAAGCUUAGCAAGUUUAAGAUAUCAGAACAACCAAUAAGCUGCAGUAGAUCACGUCAU
Messenger RNA from Brassica rapa (field mustard), 5088 nucleotides. Its product is annotated as shikimate O-hydroxycinnamoyltransferase. The record is from RefSeq and is a predicted model, not a curated record. Gene Ontology annotation, molecular function: acyltransferase activity, transferring groups other than amino-acyl groups. NCBI's taxonomy places the organism in Eukaryota, Viridiplantae, Streptophyta, Magnoliopsida, Brassicales, Brassicaceae.